Molecule: messenger RNA, 627 nt
Organism: Lagopus leucura (white-tailed ptarmigan)
Lineage: Eukaryota; Metazoa; Chordata; Aves; Galliformes; Phasianidae
Gene: FGFBP2
Product: fibroblast growth factor binding protein 2
Exons: 1
Coding region: 1-627 (208 amino acids)
Biological process (GO): cell-cell signaling
Molecular function (GO): growth factor binding
Source: RefSeq, a predicted model, not a curated record
AUGAAGAGAGUUGCUCUUCUUUUCCUGGUAGUGAUCUGUAGCAUGGGAGGAUUGGGACAAAAGAUGAAACCAAAGAAAAGAAGCAAUGGUGAAGAAAUCAAUUUUCGGACUAAAAACAAAGAUGUCUGCACAAUGAGCAUAAGUGGGGAUGAAGAGAUGAAAGCAAGAAUUGAAUGCAAAGGCCAAGGCAAGUCCUACUGGUGUGAAUACACUGGUAUGCCAUUGCUUUGUAAUCCUUUCCGAAACAAUCCAAAAAUGUAUUGGAAUCAAAUCGCCGUGGAACUCAGAAAGCUCCCUCAUGCCUGCGAAUCUACACAAAUAUUGAAGGCCAGCAUGUGCCAAAAGGCUCCUGUGGAUGCUCUCAUGAAGCAAGUAGCUGCUGGUAUGGGGCCAGAAGAUGUGGCAAAUCGGGACAAAUCAUCCCAGAAAACUUCAGCUUCUGUGAGAGGAGCUGGGAAGAGCUCUGUUAAGAAAAUGGGGAAACCUGCAAUGUUACCUCGUAUAAAACCAACGCAGCCUGGUCAAGGUUCUGAAAACGAAACCGAAGCAAUGAAACUGGCACGGGAACAUUGCUGGGAAUCCCUGCAUGAGUUCUGCUCCUACAUUAUUGGCUUCUUUAGAGGUUAA